GGUCCCAACAUUUUAAAAGCAGUAGUUAAAGUUGUAACUGGCCCAAUCUUUUCUAUCCCUUGUGUAUCUACUUUCACUCUCUCCAAAGGUCUAUAAAUUAAUCACCACUCCCCUUCAUUUUUCUUCACUCAUCCACUUCACAUUCUCUCUCACAUUACUUCAUUUUCCCCCCCUCCAUUCAUCAAAGAAAAAAUGGCUUCAAUUAUUUUUCUCUUGAUGGUGUUACUCACAAUGUUUUCCUCUGCUUAUGGCUAUGGUGGAGGAUGGGUUAAUGCACAUGCAACCUUCUAUGGAGGAAGUGAUGCAUCAGGAACAAUGGGUGGGGCAUGUGGAUAUGGUAACCUUUACAGUCAAGGGUAUGGAACAAACACUGCUGCUUUAAGCACAGCUUUGUUCAACAGUGGUUUAAGCUGUGGUUCUUGUUUUGAGAUUAUGUGUGUUGGUGACCGUAAAUGGUGUCUUCCUGGUUCUAUUUUGGUUACUGCUACUAAUUUCUGUCCACCAAACAAUGCCUUACCUAAUAAUAAUGGUGGGUGGUGUAACCCUCCUUUGCAUCACUUUGAUCUUGCUCAACCUGUUUUUCUGAGAAUUGCUCAAUACAAAGCUGGAAUUGUUCCUGUUUCUUACAGAAGGGUACCCUGCAGAAGAAGGGGAGGAAUUAGGUUCACAAUCAAUGGACAUUCCUACUUCAAUUUAGUUCUAGUAACAAACGUGGGAGGUGCUGGAGAUGUACAUUCAGUGGCUAUUAAAGGAUCAAGAACAGGGUGGAUGCCAAUGUCAAGAAACUGGGGGCAAAAUUGGCAAAGCAACAAUUACCUUAAUGGCCAAACCCUAUCUUUCAAGGUCACAACAAGUGAUGGCAAAACAGUAAUUUCCAACAAUGUUGCCCCUGCUGGUUGGUCCUUUGGUCAAACCUACACUGGUGCUCAAUUCCGCUAGACACAUCAUUUCAAAGUUCCAAGUCACAUAAUUAGUCACAUACAAUUUAUUAUAAAGUACGGUUUUAAUUAAUUCCCUAAAUUAAGUAUUAGUAGUAUAAUAUAACUCAAUAGUAUACUAGGGUAUUAGAUAGUAUGCUAGUUUUGGAGGUUGAUCGAGGAGGUGAAGUUGGUUGGUAAGUUCUUAAAAUGAAAUUUAAAUUUAAAUUCUAGGGUUAGAAAAUGUGAAGGGCUUUUUUUAUAUUGGCCUUUCAUCAUUUUGAUUGUAACAAGAUGGUUCAUAUUUUUUGGGCCUUCUUGAUUAUUGGGUUUUUUUUUAUAUCAAUCUUCACCUAGUAAAGAAGCUAGCAAAGAAGAUUAUGAUAUUUUAUAUUUUAUGUUUAUGUUGGUAUAUUUUACUAAAUUGGAAGAGGUGGAAAAUAAUACCACCCGCCAUAUGGUAUUGUAAGAAGCAUUGAUUGCUUCACUAAUUUCCUUGUGAGCAACCUUAGCUGAUUGAGUAUGUUUGUGUCCUAGGGAAUGUUAUUGUAAAUUUUCCUAUUUAUGCAAGUAAUGAAAAAUUGAAGUGAUUUACUAGUA
Messenger RNA from Trifolium pratense (red clover), 1517 nucleotides. RefSeq names its product expansin-A10-like. Gene Ontology annotation, cellular component: extracellular region. The transcript is spliced from 4 exons. Gene Ontology annotation, biological process: plant-type cell wall organization. The coding region runs from base 193 to 939 and encodes 248 amino acids. The record is from RefSeq and is a predicted model, not a curated record. Lineage: Eukaryota; Viridiplantae; Streptophyta; Magnoliopsida; Fabales; Fabaceae.